UCCGUCGCCCCGCCCACUCUGCCUCUUCACACGGCUCCUCAACUUUAACUAGUCUAUUUGAUUUCCCGCAGUUAGCAAAGGCACAACUGAAUCCAUUCUAAAACCCUUUUGGGGCGAGCAGCACCGCGCGGGAGGAGAACGACGGACAACAAGAAGGUGAAAUUGACUUUCCACGCGUGGACGCCGCUCCUUUCGUCGUUGGCGCGGCCGCGAUGGCGGCGGCGGCGGUGUUUCCGGGUGGAACGCCUUUUGUGCACACGGCACCGAACUGGGUUACUUGGUGCCGAGCGCACAAAGCAACGUGCUUGUGUUUAUGUACUGUGGGCUCGCUUUGACGUCGACGCUGCUCGGUUUUAACGCGUCCGACGGAUUCGGUGCCUAUUUUGACGUGGUUCGGAGGCCGCGGCAUCAAGGCCGUCUCAUCCGCUUCUUCUCCCUGCCAGCCGGCUGUGACGUGCCCAAGCGUCCUCGGUGAUGUGGCUGUUGCAAUGAGUGGAAAUGUCCUUGUCCUGAAAAGGACGAAACGCCGCCGUCGUCAAGCAUGACGCCAUCAUAGUCCGUGCUGAAAAGUGUUCAUAUAACACUAACAGGCACUGCUCCAUCUCCCAGCUGUCAUACCUGAUCGGGAAGUAAUGUCAUUUGGUGUUUUACUUUCUGACUUUUUGAUCAUUUCAAUAAAUACUUGAAGGUGAACGGAUGACCCUGAUUACUUUUUAUGUCCUGGCCAUAUUCUGAUCGUUGCGGCUCCAGACUCCACACAGUCGCUGCAACCUCAAAUAUGUUCCCAUCGCAUCCCAGAAACAUUUUUGGAGGAUCUAUUACCCGUUAAUCUUUAUUCUGUCUGUCAAACUGCAAUGUGAAGUUAUGGUUCGUUUCCUCGUCUCCUUGUUUCUUUGUCUCCUAACUGCCUUGUCACUUCUCAACCUGUCUCCCAGCCUCCCCAGUUUCCUUGUCUCUCGUUUUCUUAUCUCGUUUCCUUCCGUCAUAUCUUCCUCGUCUCCACCUCUCUCACUUUUAGUGUGUCCUAGCCCCCUUGUUUCCUAGUUUCAUUCUUCAGGAGAACAGCACGUUAUUACUCUGAAGAGACACUUGGAGGAAAAUCAAAGAUGCGGCAAGAGACGAUCCGGGCUGUCCUGGUUCUGGUCCAGGUCGUGACGUUCGUCCUGACGGCGGUGCCGUCGGCCGACGAUGUCUCGGUCGGGCCCCCCAAAUGCCUUGACAGCCAACGCAUUUCGUCGGCGGUUGUAGACGUGCAGCUGGCCGAGAAAAACCAGAAGAGACACCUGGAGGCGUUGUUCGACAGGUACGGCGAAAACGGGAGCAUCUCCCUGGUGGGCCUGACGCUGCUCUUGCGCAGUGUGGGCCUGGACCGCAUCAGGAACGUGACGGUGCAGCACCGCCAUCAUGACGAAUCGCAGGGGGCCUCCGCCAAAGAGAGGCAAAGGCGGAGCGCGGAUGAUGGCGAGGAGCAGCUCAGGGCCGCCGGAUCGGUUGCGGCUCGUCAGAUGCGCGCGGUGGCACAUCACGUGCACGAUGAGCACCACGAGGACCACCAUGACCACCACGACGACGACCAUCAUGACCAUCAGCAUGUUGAGUGCCAGAACGCGUCCAGCUUGCUGUGGUCGCACGGCAUGACGCAGGAGGGUGGCGUGGGACCAGACGACCUGGCCUUCCUUUGCCCGGCGCUCCUGCACCAGAUGGACGCCCGGGCCUGCAUCCUGGAUCAUGACCAUCGUGACCACGAUCACCAUGACGACCGGGGCGAGAGCAGCAAAAGCGUCAUGGCAGCGUGGCUGGGCGGCUUCCUGUCCAUCACAGUCAUCAGCCUGCUGUCACUUGUGGGCGUGGUGCUGAUGCCGCUCAUGAACAAGGUCUUCUUCAACUUCCUGCUCAGCUUCCUGGUGGCGCUGGCCGUGGGCACGCUCAGCGGUGACGCCUUCCUGCACCUCAUUCCUCACUCUCAGGUGGGCCACCAGCAUUACGGGCACGAGGGGCACAACGAAGAUGACCUGGACGGCAUGUGGAAGGGUCUGACGGCUCUCGGCGGCGUCUACUUGAUGUUUCUCAUCGAGCACUUCCUCACGCUGGGAAAAAUGUACAAGGACAGGAAGAAGAGGGAGCGGAAGAACAAAGACAACCUGGAAAAGCCCCUGGCCCUGAUGGAGCGCCACCCAAAGCCGAGCCAAGAGACCGAGUCCAACGGCGCCGGGGUGUUUGAGGACGGCGUGGCCGAGGAGGAACAGGUGAUGCUGAAGAAGUCGUCGGAGGCGGCAGCGGCGGCAGCGGAAGGCUACACGGCAGAGGACUGCGAGAACAAAUGCCACUCGCACUUCCACGACACGGUGGGCCAGGCGGACAGCCUGCACCAUCACCACCACGACUACCACCACAUCCUCCACCACCACCACUCGCAGAACCACCACCCGCACAGCCACAGCCACUCUUACCCACAGCACCACUUCCAGCAAGCCGGCGUGGCCACGCUGGCCUGGAUGGUCAUCAUGGGCGACGGCUUGCACAACUUCAGCGACGGCCUGGCCAUCGGUGCAGCCUUCAGCGAGAGUUUGUCCAGUGGCCUUAGCACCUCGGUGGCCGUCUUCUGCCACGAGCUUCCUCACGAGUUAGGCGACUUUGCUGUGCUGCUGAAGGCGGGCAUGACUGUGCGGCAGGCCGCCCUCUACAACCUGCUAUCGGCCACCACCGCCUACCUGGGCAUGGUGGUGGGCAUCCUCAUUGGCCACUAUGCGGGUGACGUCUGCAUGUGGAUCUUCGCCCUCACCGCCGGCCUCUUCAUGUACGUGACGCUGGUGGACAUGGUGCCAGAGAUGUUGCACAACAACGGCGGCGGCGAGCACGGUUUUGGCCACUGCGGCUACUUCCUGCUGCAGAACGCCGGUAUCCUGCUGGGCUUCGGCAUCAUGCUCCUCAUCGCUGUCCUGGAGCACCGCAUCCACCUGGAGCUGCACUUGUGACGUGGGCGCCGCCUUCUCGUCUUGUGUUUGGCCCUUUGCCUCGUAGGGCUUCUUGGUGAAGGGCGACUCGAGUGCCCCUCGCUAACGCUUUCUUCUCCACGGCCUCCAAAUGGGACUGGACCGUUGGAACCGGCCCGCUUUUGGCAAACGCUAGGUCAAGAUGUUACACUUAAAAUGUUUUCUAACUUGUUUCCUCUAAUUUGAAUAUUUUUUUAUAUAACUUGAAAAUAUUAAUGUUUUGAACUCCUCGGGGGGGGGGGGUGCAACUCAUUUUAUGGAGCCGUGGUUUCCCUCAGGGGCCGUUUUGACUGUGAAAUUCACAUCGAUGUUGUAUCACUUCCUCGUCACUUUUGCAUGUCUUUGUCUGCCUCGGGUUGCGAGUGAGCCAACUCGGAAGUCUUUGGAGACGCCAGCAGGCAUUUGGGCUGAUUUUUCUUUCGUUUUGUCUUUUAAUCCCACUCCAAGCUAGAGUUUGCUGCAAAACGUCAGAGAAACCAAAGACGAGUCAUAUAUUUUUUAUUUUCUGCGUAGAACAAGGGAGGGGAGUGAAGGCCCGCUCCCAGGUGGCCAAGACAGGAGCAGAACAAAGAGCAGCGUUGGCUUGAUGCAAUGUGCCAAAAACAAUGGCAUUUGGUUGAACUCUACGUCAAGGUCCAAGAUAACCGAGAGGCAUUUUUCUGACACGUAAACUCGCAACCCAAGGCCCCGCUGCGUCUUUGUUUUUGACAACAAACUGAAGUUGAAAUUGCAAGUCAAGGAAUAUAGUGAUGACCAAAUAGCAAUACGACUCGUACAGUUGCUAAGAAAAGUCUGUAAAAAGUGUAAACAAAUAUUUGCCAUGAUGAAGACAACCAUUUUUUUCUCUCUGGUUAGGUCAAAAAAAAAUUGUGUCAGUUAUAUGAGAGCCAAAAACUAGUAUUGAGGAUGGAUUGUUUUGCUUGGAGGUCCACUUGGUUACAGCAGCAGAUGUUCUCGUUGCAAGUUGGCAAUUUGUUUGCAAAGUGGCUCCGAUCCAUUGACAUUCCUUAUGACAAAUAAAUGUCAUAUCCACCCAA
Messenger RNA from Syngnathus typhle (broad-nosed pipefish), 4030 nucleotides. RefSeq names its product solute carrier family 39 member 6 (gene slc39a6). Lineage: Eukaryota; Metazoa; Chordata; Actinopteri; Syngnathiformes; Syngnathidae. The transcript has 14 exons. Gene Ontology annotation, biological process: zinc ion import across plasma membrane; intracellular zinc ion homeostasis. Bases 1107 to 2975 code for a protein of 622 amino acids. Gene Ontology annotation, cellular component: membrane. Gene Ontology annotation, molecular function: zinc ion transmembrane transporter activity. The record is from RefSeq and is a predicted model, not a curated record.